Molecule: messenger RNA, 531 nt
Organism: Penicillium angulare
Lineage: Eukaryota; Fungi; Ascomycota; Eurotiomycetes; Eurotiales; Aspergillaceae
Exons: 3
Coding region: 1-531 (176 amino acids)
Source: RefSeq, a predicted model, not a curated record
AUGCUCGACUCAAGUACUGUCUGGUUCGUCACUGGCUGUUCAUCUGGUGUGGGCAGAUCAUUGGUCAGUACGGUUUACAAAGCUGGCCACCGGGUUGUUGCAACUGCUCGGAACGUGGACUCGCUCUCCUUCAUACCUGACGAAUCCAAUAUCUUGAAGCUCAAACUUAAUGUCACAUCAAGAACUGACAUAACCAAUGCUCUAUCUGCAGCCUUAGAGAGAUUUGGACGUGUUGAUGUGGUCGUCAACAAUGCAGGAUACGCGGUCAUGGGGGACACAGAAUCUGUCCCCGAGUCGGACGCUCGGCUGCAGAUGGAAACCCUAUUUUGGGGUCCAGUAUUCAUCACUCAAGAAGCUGUUCGCAUAUUCCGCGAGACAAAUCCCCCUCGCAAAGGGGGUACAAUUAUCCAGAUCUCCUCCAUUGGUGGAUUGGUCACCUUCCCAGGCAGCGCAUUUUACCAUGCUAGUAAGUUUGCGCUUGGUGGCUUCACUGAAUCCUUUGCCAAAGAGAUGAAUCCGAGUGAAUAUUAA